Messenger RNA from Saccostrea cuccullata (small rock oyster), 783 nucleotides. RefSeq lists its product as uncharacterized. The record is from RefSeq and is a predicted model, not a curated record. The transcript has 2 exons. Bases 50 to 442 code for a protein of 130 amino acids. Lineage: Eukaryota; Metazoa; Mollusca; Bivalvia; Ostreida; Ostreidae.
ACAAAUUCACGAUUGUAAUUCAUCGCUAUAAUCGUCUUCAGAGAUUCUGAUGAUGGGAAUUGGAGUGGUGGAGGUUACGAUAAUAAUUGUGGGUAUCCUAGCGGUCAAGCGAUUUAGAGAGCAGAGAAAGAGCUCGAUGAAGAGAACCUCAAAAGAAGCCAAUGAUCGUAGACCUGUCUCCAGAAAAACCAUUUUCGGUAUUGAUAAUGUAUAUGACACCAUUCCAUUUGACGAGAGCGAUGAAAACCCAUAUAAAGAUCUCUCUGACGGGGUUUACGAUACAACCUCAAAAAGACGAUCUCAUGUCAAUAGGCAAAGGAGUAAUUAUUCCAGGGGAAGUUUCUUUUUACAUUUGUUUCAUAAAUCAAACCAUAAUGAAAGAAAGUCAAUAGAAGAAAACAUUCCAUUGCCUUUGAGGAAGGAAACGAUUGAAAAGGUUUGAAUUGGAGACACCUGAUUAGGCGUAAAAAGAAAAUAUAAACAUGAGUUAAAACAAGGAAAGCGUGUAUAAUAUGCGUAUCAAUAAUGCACGAUUAAAACAGAACUUUGGAAAUCCACCUUAAUUUUUACACGUUUUUAGGCUUUAAACAACCCUGCAAUUGUUUUAGACUACUAUGUAAAUAGUUACUUGGUGAUAUUCAUGUUUUGAUAUAUGUAUUUCAACAUGAUUUACUUAUACAUCCUUAUGUUAUAUUGCUUAUCUUAAAACUAGCGAUUUCCCACAGUCAUUUGCACAAGAAGUCGGAUUUUGUUUUUCUGGGAGCUCCCUAUUAGUAAUGUAGA